AUGGCUAUCAAAACCAAACACAUCCCCGUCCUCCCACGUCCAAAGUGGCUCGAUGCCGCAGGGCUGGGCAAAGGUAUUGACCAUGAUCGCCAGCAUCUCAGCAUCGUCCUUGGCGCUGGCCAAACUAUCAAGGCUCGUCAAACAAAUGCCACGUUCACUGGCGAGCUCACUCUGCGCUUGUUAAAUGAUGAUCAGAAUACGGAGGCUUCCAAGAAAGUGGGCAACGACUGGGCCGAGCUCAGUGUGAGCGUUGUCUCUGUACCAUUCAUCGACACGGUGUACGCCGAUACCUCAGAGGCCGCUGUGACGCCGGUGGUUGAAUAUGAAUAUCCUGACGGUUCAAAGCAACUACCCGUUUAUCGCAAGGGACAAAGUCAGACCGACUUCUUCAAUCACUGGGAUAAUCAGGGGUCGGAGUUCGCACUUCUUGACUCCAGCUACACCCAAGUCCUCGUUCCCGUGGUUGAUAAAGAGGCACUGAGGCAUCCGCAAGAGGUGGACAAUAUUGAUGGGCUGAUAGGAUACUACGAAUCAGUUUUUUCGUUUUACAAUGCAUUGGCUGGGCUGUCGUUCGAGCCAGAGCGUCCAUCAGACCUGAACAUUACCAAUCGUUAUUUCAUGAAGGCUGAUAAACACGGCGCUGGUGGCGCAUAUUACGGCCAGAGCUGGACCGCAGCGUCCACGAAUGCGAUCAAAGAGUGGUGGCUGCUGCCGUCUCCGAGCAACUGGGGCAAUCUGCACGAGAUCGGACACGGGUAUCAGAUGUCGUUCCGCGAUGACCGAUACUUCUGGAACGGGGAAGUAUCCAACAAUGUUUAUGCCGCUCUAUACCAGAGCGCCUAUCUAGGUGACCGCAAGUAUGAGGAAGGUUGGCUGUACAACUAUGGCAAGCAAGCCCAGGUUGAGCAAGGUAUCACGGAUUAUAUCACGUCGCACAAGUCGCUCAAUGACUGGGACCUUCGGGCAAAGCUGUACUUCUUAAUGUUGAUGGUGGAAAAGGCGGGUGUCGACUCGUUUGCCGAUUUCAACCAACAAUAUCGCCUGGUUAGCAACCAGCCAAAUUUCGAUUCCACUGACCAUUUGCUUCUUGAUAUGCUCUCUGACAGCUUCCGUCGCAUUGGACACAUCGAUGUGACACCAAUCGUGGAGCUAUGCAGCGGGUAUAUCUCGCCAGGGCAGUGUGAGCUCAACCAGUUCGGUCAGGGCAGAGCCGUUUAUCCUCUUAACCAUCUUGUGGAUGGAGAUACAUUGACAAAGCUACAAGGGCAGCUGAAGCUGCAAAGCCCUCUGACACUAGUCCACGUGUCACAAAUGCUCGCUAGUGGGAUCAAAGGCGAUGUCACCCUUGAGCUCAAGAUCGAUGACUUGAGCCAGAUAUACGGGAAGACCGUUACAGUGUUAGACGGCUCCCGCUAUGUCCGCCAGCUUACUAUUGAGACCGCGAAUGUAGCCCUUGGAGCUCUGCCUAUCGGGGUGUAUACUUUGCGUCUCCCGCUGGGGCGAAACAGUAAAUAUCAGGUGGAUCAACACUAUCUUGUUGUCAAACCUGGAUCAGCUCAAGUGCAAGUGAACUUUGUCCCUCAAACUGGCUCUCAGGUAGCCAACCAAGAGAUCAGGCUGCUAGGCCUAGGGGACAGUUUGUUCAGCACCAUACUAGUCGACCAAGCAAAUCAUGUCGUGCAAGUAGCUGUGACUAACAAAGACCCCCAUUCCUACUUUGGUAAUGAAACAUACGCAGAAGUGGUUAUCAAAGAUAACAGUGGGCAAGAGCAGUUUCGCGCCACAAUGCCAGGUGUCGGGGCAACACUACGCAAUGACAAGCUACCCUUCAAGUCGGGCUAUACACUCGAGGUUUAUCAUGCGGAACCCAGCCACCGUAUUCAGCUGAGACCAAACUUUGACGGAGUGAUCGACCACACCCAAAAAACGAAUACCUUCGAGAUAACCGCCAGUGGUCUCAAGAACCAGUCACUCAACAACGACCCGCUGGCUGCCUUGUCAGCGCGGAUAGAAGCAGCGGCAACUGCACUUCGGGGUCACCCUACUCUGUUAAACGCCGAUUGUCCUAGCAAGGUAGAUAUUUGGCUGGCCAUCGGCCAGUUUACCGGCUCUCAACGCGACGAUCUGCUGAAAAGAUAUUCCGACUGCAUACCAUCUGACAAUAACGCACCCAACGAAGGUCUCGGCAAUUCCUUCACGGCUGCAUUCAAAGGCAUCGGGGAUUGGCAGUUCCUGACGGCAGAGUUAGAUCUAGUUGGCAGGAAACUGACUGUAGCUUUGAAGGACGGUGUAGCUCAUCACUAUUUCAAUGACACGUACGCCGCCUUGCAGGUUCUAGAUGCCGAUGGAAACGAGCUACUUAAUCUGGAUGUCAAGGGCAGCACAUCUCACACAGCAAGAAACUGGACAUUUCCUAUUUCUGGCUACGGAGGAGAGGUGCUCAAUAUCCGUCAUGAGGAAGCGCCCACUCGCCUGUUCGUUAACAACAACAUGCGGGAGCUUCGCUUGUCUAAUCGUGAAACAAGACAGAGUUACCGUGUUACGUCCACGGGGCUCGAGCUUAUUACCAAAACUUGA
This is a messenger RNA of Aspergillus pseudonomiae, 2577 nucleotides long. Its product is annotated as peptidase M60, viral enhancin protein. The transcript has a single exon. Bases 1 to 2577 code for a protein of 858 amino acids. The record is from RefSeq and is a predicted model, not a curated record. NCBI's taxonomy places the organism in Eukaryota, Fungi, Ascomycota, Eurotiomycetes, Eurotiales, Aspergillaceae.